AUGACACCGCUUUUGGAGAUUAGCAAACUUGCACUUCCGGUCGAAAAACUUCCAGAAUCAAGCGUUGCAGUGCUCAACGAUGAUUCCGGUCGUGUGUUGGCUCGUGAGACAAUUGUCAAAUUUGGAAAUUCCCAAGCCUAUCUUGUUCUUCAGGAUCUGCACAGCUCAAUCGCUAACAAGGAUCUUCUCGUCAAAAAUGAAGAUCUGCUUCAUUUGAAAUUGGUUAAAAUCGAGACGCAAAAAGAAAACCGUCGACUUUUACCACUUGCUCAGCAAUUCCAUUCGUUGCCCGAUGCUCGUCCAGCUCAUUGCCAUCUUUCUGAUUUGCUUGCCGAGCAUUCCCUCGGAAGAUUCAAUUUAGAACUUAAGAAGAACGUCACCAUUGAUUCCUUCUUGCUUGACGAUUCCUGGAGAGAUGAUGCAGGAUUCAUCGUUACCGAUCGUAACGUCUUCUAUCACUACACAUUUAACACAGCUUCUCUUUUAAAGUCGCUUAUUCCGUCGUCAGAAAAAAUUGUCGCCUACACAAAAGCCGACUUUGAAGCUGUUGCCGAUUUCGACAAUUCCGUUUGUGGAUUUUCGCGCGAUGCUUUUCUCGAGGUUUUGCUCGCUAAUAAGAACGUACUGAUCGCUAAAAGCACCGAUUCGGUUAACGGAAUGAUUGCCGGAAGUGGAGAACAAGUCAAUCUUAUUUACGCGGAAACCAUCGAAAUUGCUCACGCUCUUCUUAAAGCGUACAUUCAGAAAAACAACCUUAAGAAUGUGAAGCUAUUUGCUCCAACAGGAGUUUGGGAAGCAAAACCAUUAGAGGCUCGUCAAGUGUAUCGUAGACACACUCGCGCGGUUCCUUCUUCACUGAAAUGGCCAAAGAUCUACGCGUUGAAUAUGGGUUCCCACAUAGUCUAA
Messenger RNA from Caenorhabditis bovis, 906 nucleotides. The record is from the annotation of a GenBank genome assembly. NCBI's taxonomy places the organism in Eukaryota, Metazoa, Nematoda, Chromadorea, Rhabditida, Rhabditidae.